Ricinus communis (castor bean) is the source of this 1984-nucleotide messenger RNA. Its product is annotated as putative indole-3-acetic acid-amido synthetase GH3.9. Gene Ontology annotation, cellular component: cytoplasm. The transcript is spliced from 4 exons. Bases 35 to 1828 code for a protein of 597 amino acids. Gene Ontology annotation, molecular function: acid-amino acid ligase activity. Lineage: Eukaryota; Viridiplantae; Streptophyta; Magnoliopsida; Malpighiales; Euphorbiaceae. The record is from RefSeq and is a predicted model, not a curated record.
UGUUCCACCUCCUGCACAUUAAUGCCUUGUUAACAUGGACGGAAAGAAGUUGGAGUACAAAGGUGAGGCUGCGUUGGAGGAGAUUGAGAAGCUUACAGAGAAAGCUGACGAAGUUCAAGAAAGCAUAUUGAGAGAGAUUUUAAUUCAAAAUGGGCAAACUGAGUAUUUAAGCAAGUAUAUCAAGGGAUCAAAGGAUGUAAAGGAAUUUAAGUAUUGUGUACCUGUCAUUACUUACAAGGAUAUGUAUCCAUAUAUCCAAAGAAUUGCUAAUGGAGAAGACUCCUCUCUUAUUACUGGUCGUCCUAUAACUGAGAUGUUAUGCAGUUCAGGGACUUCAGCCGGAGAGCCUAAGUUAAUGCCAUCCAUAAAUGAAGAUCUAGACCGCCGCACGUUCAUAUAUAAUCUCGUCAUGCCGAUCAUGAACCAGUACAUCUCUGGUUUGGAUGAAGGUAAGGCCAUGUACCUGUACUUUGUCAAGGAAGAAAUGUCCACUCCUUGUGGCUUACCAGCUCGAACUGUGCUAACUAGUUACUACAAAAGUAAGCACUUCAAGUGCCGAGCACGCGAUUCAUUCAAUGAUUUUACUAGCCCGGACCAAGCCAUCUUGUGUAAAGACAGUGAUCAGAGCAUGUAUUGCCAGUUGUUAUCUGGUCUAGUUUAUCGUCACCAAGUCCUGAGGAUAGGAGCUGUGUUUGCAUCAGCUUUGCUCCGAGCCAUUUCGUUCCUAGAACGCAAUUGGGUUCACCUGUGCAAUGAUAUACGCAAUGGUGAACUGGAUCCUAUGAUCACAGAUCCUGAGUGCCGCUCAUGUAUGUCGAUGAUUCUGUCAUCACCUAAUCCGAGUCUUGCAGAUGAAAUUGAGGAGAUUUGCAGCCGCCCAUCAUGGAAGGGUAUUUUGUGUCUCCUUUGGCCCAGGACUAAAUAUAUUGAAGCAGUGGUGACAGGGUCUAUGGCACAAUAUGUACCAUCCCUUAAGUACUACAGUGAGAGGAAGUUACCUUUGGUGUGCACCAUGUAUGCCUCUUCUGAGUGUUACUUUGGUGUCAACUUGAAACCCUUGAGUGAUCCUGCGGAAGUGUCAUUUACCCUCAUGCCUAAUAUGUGUUAUUUCGAGUUUAUACCUCUGGGAGAGAACGGAACAUUGUUGAUGGAUGUUGACGAGGAAGAAAAGGUCCCCAUCCAUAAGCUUGUUGAUUUGGUGCAUGUUAGACGUGGCUGUUAUUAUGAGUUGGUGGUCACCACCUUUGCUGGGCUAUAUCGUUAUCGCAUCGGUGAUGUGCUUCAAGUGACAGGAUUCCACAAUCAGGCUCCACAAUUCCGAUUCAUUUGCAGGAGAAAUGUGGUUCUCAGCAUUGACAAUGACAAAACCAACGAGGAAGAUCUUCACAAGAGCAUUUCAACAGCAAAGAAAUUACUCGAGCCUUACAAUGCGAUACUCGUGGAAUACACUAGCUAUGCAGAAACACUAGUCGUACCGGGGCACUAUGUAUUGUAUUGGGAAAUCUUGCAUCACUCAUCAGUGGUCAACCACAACCAGACCCCACUUGAUGCUGAGGUAUUCCAAGAAUGUUGCAUAGCUGUGGAAGAGGAGCUUGAUUAUAUAUAUAGGCGAUGCCGCACCCAUGACAAGUCUAUAGGACCGCUGGAGAUACGAGUGGUGGAGCCUGGCACAUUUGAGGCACUGAUGGAUUUGUUCAUUGGCCAAGGCGGAUCAAUCAAUCAGUAUAAAACGCCAAGGUGCAUCAAGUCUAAUGCUGCACUUAUGCUGCUUAAUUCUCACGUGAAAGCGUCAUUUUUUAGUGCUAGAGAUCCUGUCUGGAUCCCUUAAUUCUGUCAUGGAUCUUAUCCUUAGUUAAUCUCCGGCUUAUGCUAGUGCCACUGCGCUCUAUGAUGUAGGGUUUUCUAAUAUUUGCUUUGCUGCUUGUGAACCAAGUCAUCAUUUCUAAUAUUAAGGGAAAAAAAUCUAGAAUCUUUUUCGUAUUAA